AAACCUGAGAGAGAAACUGAAGUGGAAGGACGAGUGAGAGAAUAGUACUAUGCGGGUGACAACACAACAGAAACUACACUUUAAAAAACUUCUACCUCUAAUGGAAAUGUGUCUGCUUGUGGUUUUACCUGCCGAAAACAAUGACGACCGAGAGGAAGGACUGGAAUUUACUCUACAGCUCUAAACAAAUACGGAAAGUUAAAGAGGAAACUAUACGUUUGUUCCCACAACACAGAGUUUGACACCUCAGCGUCUCACUUAGGUGGCCAGGAUGACGACCAACUACACGGACAUUAGUCCCUGUGCUCCAGAUGACAGGCUCUGUAUAACACGAGAAUAUCAGCUUGGAGUGAUUGUCGUCCCGUCGUUGUUGGUCUCGCUCACCGUGAUCACAUUAUUGAUCAUUUUCAUAUUACUGUGCUGUAAUCAGAGUGAGCGGACACGAGUCAGAACUCCUACUCGAUACCACAAUCACCAGCACACCACAAACCAGAGACACACACAGCGAAACCACCAUCACCACCACAACAACAACCGUCACCCCCACCACAGACAUCACCUACAGGGAAUAGAUGCGCCCCCAGGGAUUGACCCUCUUGAACAUGAAGAGGUGCCAAUGAGAGUACAAAACACACAUCACAAUGCAAAGCCACAACACGAAUCCCCAGAGAGGCACGGGACUGCAGCACCACAUAGAACUAGAGACAGACAUGCAGCUGCAACAAGGCAUCGCUCUCCAGAAAGACAAGCAACCAGACAUCACUCUCCAGAGAGACAUGCAACCAGACAUCACUCUCCAGAGAGACAUGCAACAAGGCAUCACUCUCCAGAGAGACAUGCAACAAGGCAUCGCUCUCCAGAGAGACAUACAACCAGACAUCACUCUCCAGAAAGACAUGCAACAAGGCAUCGCUCUCCAGAGAGACAAAUGACUGCAGAACCACAGACAUCCACAAGGAGGCAUCUUGGAAACUUUAGUCAUGUCACUGCAUUGACUCCAUCUUCCUACACCAAACCCAAUGACACAGUAAGCCUCUACAGAGCCUGCAUGGACAACAAGGAUAUCAUCCUGAGAGCACUAAAAGAAAAUGCGAGUAACCGUGAGAAACAGCACUUUCUGGGGUUUGCAUCCUUCCUGGGAGGACUGGGCCCUCACCCUUUCAUCCCUGCUCUGCUGGGCGUGGUUUCUGUACGGUCGCCGUUGGUGAUAGUGCUGGAGGAGCUGAGGCACAGAGACCUACUGGGGUUCCUGUGGAAGUGCAGAGAGGAUAACACAAGUCAUGAAAUGACAGAAAAGAGGAUCUUCACCAUGGCAGGACAAGUGGCCUCUGCUCUGGAUUACCUCCACAGUCAGGGAUCUAUCCACGGGAACAUCGGAGCUCGCAGCGUUCUGGUUGGUGGCGACAUGACGGCCAAACUGUGGGGAUUGGGCCCAGCUUAUCACAGAACACAGGUCGACACUGCUGGGCUGGUGGAGGAAAUGGAGCUGAAGAAAUGGCAGGCACCUGAAGUUCUGGCCAGGAGGACGGCCAGUAACAGCAGCGACGUAUGGUCCUUUGGUAUCCUCCUUUAUGAAAUGGUCUCAUUGGGUGACCCACCUUUUGCUCACAUCAUGUCGACUGAACUUCUGCAGUAUCUCCAAAGAGGAAAAACUUUGAAACGACCAACCAACUGCUCCAACACACUGUACUCCAUGAUGAAAUCGUGCUGCAGCUGGAGCCCCCAAGGGCGUCCCUCGGUCGCCGGACUGAGUCGGAUGCUUCAUGCAGGAGAGCAAUCGGCAAAUGGGAGCACAGCUCUAAGAGCGCCUGAGCCACUGAACGUGGAGAGAUACAUGAGGGAGGCGGGAUAUGGAGAGGCGUUCAACUACGCCGUGUUCUGAUUGGCUGGAACCGCUGUGACAAAGAACUCUAUUGGAGCCAUUAUUCACAGUCCAGCGAAACAAAUUCCUUAAAGUACCAAGUACUGCUGCAGGAGCACAAAAUGUGAGGGGAACUAAAUAUGCCAAUUACAUUGUUUGUUUAGAAAACAUAUUUUUAUAUUUAUAAGUAGUUUUGGAACAUAAAAUAUGAAGCACAACCAUGUAGUAUGUUUUAGGUAACUUAUUAUUUUUUAAAUAUGGAUAUAUUUUGGUAAAUGAUACCUUGGUUGUCUUGGACUUAAUAAACAAAGCAGUUAAAACAUAAAGUCAGUCCUGUCUUCUUUUUAAAGACAUACCAAAAAGUAUUGCUUAUUUUAUUAAUUUGAUCCAUAUCACCACAAAGAAAUAUGAUGCAGGGUUUAUGUGCAGUGCUCAAACAAAUAAAUUAUGACUUCAUAAACAUACAGUAGAAUGUAACAGAUUUUUUAUUGUCUGUAGAAUAUUAAUAAAACCUGAUCUCUGUUUCUCAAACAAGUUUUGGUAGAGUAACGGCACCUGACGCAUCUCUUUACUUUCGAGGAAGUGGAAAAGUUGUCAAAAAAAUAUACCACAUUUGGUUACCAGUCUCCAUGGUAACCAAAUGUUGCACUGGCCAAUUGGUGUUUUUUAACGCCAUUCAUACUGCAUCUGGUUAUGAAUCAGAGUUACCACAGCAUUAGGAUAUCUCACAGCAAACUCAUCAUCAGUUCAGCUAUUAGCUCCAAGAAAAUCUAGAUAGAAUUAGAGAAGUUUCUAUAAAAACAGUCAAAAACAAAAACACAGCCAUCUUUCUUGUUUACUGGUAUACUUGCUGCAUGUGUAUUUGCAGCCGCAUCUCAAAAAGUAACAUUUUUGAGAAAUUAAAUUUAAAAAAGUGCUAGUGAUUGAAUAAAGACUGAUACAGGGUUUAAAUCUGAUCAUUGAUGGAUGAUCAGAGUGACAACAUAGUCAUUGAAUCAGAUGUCACCAUCCUUAAUGGUGUCAAGUCCUCCUGGGAAAUUAAUUUACCAACAAUGUGAGAAGAAACAUGAACAAUAUUUAUCUACAAUAAGUAAUAGAUUUUGUAGAAUUGUGAAUGACAUUGUACAAUGUUUGCAUUGCCGUUAUGUCACUUGACUCACAAAAGUCGUAGAAAAGAUGAUAAAAUAAAAUUGAUGCCCGUCCCAGGGAAAUAAAUGCCACACAAAAUUCAAGACCUCCCUGC
This is a messenger RNA of Poecilia reticulata (guppy), 3104 nucleotides long. Its product is annotated as tyrosine-protein kinase STYK1-like. The record is from RefSeq and is a predicted model, not a curated record. Gene Ontology annotation, cellular component: plasma membrane; signaling receptor complex. NCBI's taxonomy places the organism in Eukaryota, Metazoa, Chordata, Actinopteri, Cyprinodontiformes, Poeciliidae. Gene Ontology annotation, biological process: multicellular organism development; positive regulation of kinase activity; protein phosphorylation. Gene Ontology annotation, molecular function: ATP binding; transmembrane receptor protein tyrosine kinase activity.